This is a messenger RNA of Miscanthus lutarioriparius, 1671 nucleotides long. Lineage: Eukaryota; Viridiplantae; Streptophyta; Magnoliopsida; Poales; Poaceae. The record is from the annotation of a GenBank genome assembly.
AUGGCACGAAAAGGAAAUCAAAUCAAGAGUGCUCCCAAUCAUGCCUCACCUAACUGGCAAAAUACAACUGAUGAUGAUGUACUAAGUACACGAGAAAGGGGUGCUGCAGAUAGUGAAAAUCCGAGUUCACAUGUUCAAGGCAGAUCAAAGGGUCCUGAAGGAAGCAGUGAGAAGAAAGGAAGCAGCAGCAAAAGGAACAGCAGUAACAAUGGCAUAUCAUCCUUUGGAAAGAAGCAACAAAUGGUUACCAGUUGUGAUGUAAGCAGUUCAGAAGAAAAUGAGCUUUCGGCGAUUGCUGCUUCUGUGAUUGCCUUCAUAGGUCUAGGUUUCGCUAUCCUGCUUAUCUCAGUGCUUGCAGUGGUAAUCUUAUGGUUUUAUGGAAGUUUUUGGACGACAACUUGCGUAAUAAUUCUUGGAGGUGUUUUCUUUUUCGUGAAACGUGAACGAAUAGCUCUCCUUGUUGCCUGUUUAUAUUCGAUGUAUUGUGCGAGAUGCUAUGUCGGAUGGCUCGGAUUACUUUUGGGCCUCAACUUAUCUUUCUUUUCUAGUGAUGUUCUAGUGCAGUUCCUAAGGGACAAUGUAGACAAUAAGAAAUUCAAUGGUUCUUCAAGGAACUCGGAGCAAAGCUCAGGUAGAGCAGGCAAUAUCUUUGAAGAAUUUCAGCCAUCAGCAGAUAGCACCUCCCAAGCCAGAUAUGCUCCAGCUUCAGAUCGAGGUCCUGGUGAUCCUUCAACAAGUGGACCUGAGAAAGAGCUGACCUCUGAAGAUGAAAUGGCUCGUUUACUGAACUGCACUGACCACUAUUCAGCAUUAGGUUUCCGUCGAUACGAGAACAUAGAUGUAUCAUCUCUUAAGAGAGAAUACAAGAAAAAGGCUAUGUUAGUCCAUCCCGAUAAGAAUAUGGGCAAUGAUAAAGCUGCUGAUGCAUUUAAAAAGCUUCAAAAUGCAUAUGAGAUUCUUCUUGAUUCACUGAAACGCAAGACAUAUGAUGAUGAGUUGAGGAGGGAGGACCUCCUGAAUUACUUCAGGCAGAGUGUUUCUCAAAAGAAUGGAAGAAACAGUACUUUCCAACAUGGGUUCAGCCCUUCAGAAGGUGUUGAUGAAGGUCCUUAUGGUCUUUCCAGAAGAAUAGCUUGCAAAAAAUGCGGCGACUUUCAUCUUUGGAUUUAUACUGGAAGAGCUAAAUCACAAGCUAGGUGGUGUCAGGACUGCAAGGAGUUCCAUCAAGCUAAAGAUGGCGAUGGAUGGGUUGAACAGUCCUUUCAACCUGUUCUAUUUGGCAUGCUGCAGAAGCUUGAUUUACCUCAUGCAUAUGUUUGUGCAGAAAGCUACAUAUUUGAUGUCACUGAGUGGUUCAACUGUCAGGGAAUGAGAUGCCCGGCGAACACUCACAAGGCAACCUUUCAUGUCAAUGCCAACAUGGCAAAGCAGAGUAGUGGCAAGGGGAGUACCUCAGCGCAGAGGGGUGGUAAGGCCCCAAGUGGUGUAAACAUGGAUGGAGGACUCGACGAGGAAGAGUUCUUCGAGUGGUUCCAGAAUGCAGUCAACUCUGGAAUGUUUGAAACUGCAUUCGGGGCACAAGGUGACCGGACUUCUCCUGGUAACGGAAGCAAUGCGAAGAGUAGCAGUAGCAGUAGUAGUAGGAAAAAGAAGGGGAAGAAACAGUGGUAA